This is a messenger RNA of Didymodactylos carnosus, 2571 nucleotides long. Lineage: Eukaryota; Metazoa; Rotifera; Eurotatoria; Philodinida; Philodinidae. The record is from the annotation of a GenBank genome assembly.
AUGUCGUCUGUUGUCGUACAAAAAGGCGAUGAUACUGUUCCCACUGGUAUCCAAACGAAGAAGAAGAAGAAGAAGAGUGAAAAAAUUAAGAAAAAAAAAUCUUCUUUUUUAACAAACAAUCAUAAAACAUCGAAUAAUAAUCAUAAUAAUAAUGUGAAUAGUAAUCAACCAUUAGUAGAAAAUUACAUUACACCACCAGAAAAUUCUUCAGUGGCUAAUACACACUCUCAACAAAAUGCGCAAAAACUAAACACUACUCCUAAUUCUAAUUUUAGCGCAUCGUAUAGACCACUUGAUUCGAUUAAUGAAAAUGUCGAAUAUUAUAUGUUACCAAAAUCAACAACCGGUAUACCAAUUCAACAUCCCCAACAACGUCAAGUGUUAACAACAUACGAUGAUGGUCAACAGCAACAUUUUAUAGAUUCUCGUUCAUUACCACCCUACGCUACAUUAAGAAAAUCACAUCGAAUUCAUUAUCAAGAACCACAAUCACAUUAUAUCACUACAGAUCAAGGGGGACAACGAUUUUAUUCUGUAUCACCACAACACGAUGAUGAAUGGAAACGGCAAUUUGUUUAUGGCACUAUUUCUCCCAGUCAACAAAUAUACUAUCAGCAACCGAGACGAGUUCCAUUAAGUCAAUUACCUGUCUCCGCCUCGUCACCAUCUAAUUUUCAACCAAUCUCUCCCAAUCUUCGUCAACGUCAUCCGCAUUUCGAGCGAAACGAAAUCGAACUUGUUAAACCGACAUUUCUUAUUGUUCCAAAAUCAGUUGAGAAAGAAUUAACUAAACAACUAGAGAAAGAAAAAACCGAACACGUUUCAACGAAAUCGCCGCAAUUAGUUAACACCAAAAAAAUGACGAAUGAAACACCAUCAUCGAAUAAACCAAAUAAAAAAUUAGAUAAGAAUAAAAAAGCAAAUGGUAAAAUUUCAAAUGUUAUCGUUGACAUACCAAACAAAACAUAUCGCAAUGCUGAAGUACAAACGACAACUGCGUCGACAAUAGAUUCAAUUCCGAAUAAUGUUUUUCAUCAAGUAUCCACAGCUGACAUGCAUACAAUGAACGAUCAAUUUAGACAUGUUGGAUUAACUACUGCCCCAGUGAAUAAUCCAUCACCAUAUGUUCAUUUUGUCACCGUGCCAAAUAUACGUUCUGAUGGUCCACCUGAACAGUCGGUAAUGCAAGAUGAAAAUGUUCAUGUUUUACCUGUGAUGAAUAGUCCUCAAUUAUACAGUGAUUAUGAUGCACAACAACGAUCGGUAUCAAUGAGAAGUAUGCCAAAUAUUGCUGUUGGACAAGUUUCACCACAAUUUUAUACACGAUCGGUGCGUCCAUAUGUCGUUCGAACCGACGAAGAAGUUACUUAUAAUCAACCCAUAUAUCAACGACAUAAAACAAACACCGAUGUUGUUGAAACUCAUAAUCCACAACAACAAUUGAAUAACAAUCAAAUUUAUGAAACACACGCAACAAAUGUACCUGUCGAUGGUAUUCCGUCUACGAGUAAUGUGAGAUCGAAUGCAUUGUCGCAAAUGGCACAGUCACAACAACACCAACAACAACACCAACAACAACACCAACAACAACAAGUACCUGAUCCAACAACAUAUAAGUCAAAUUCUGUAAGAGCAAAACAAACGAUAUUAGUACCAACGAGAGCGAAUAUGGAAACCCCCACGGAUGAAAGUAGUGUGGCGUCAUUAGAUUUUCCAACGGAUAUGGAUGUACCAGGUUCAUGGAAAUUUCGUUCUCUUGAUGGUAAUGUACAUCGUGUGACACGCGGUCGAACCAGAGCUCCACUGCCAGUCUCCUUCACUGAUCCAGCGGGUAUUCAUAGUGAUACAGAAGUUGUCCGAUCCGCUAGUUUUCGACACGUACAGCAACCAACACUACUUCAGAAUUCAAGAAUGUAUGGUUCAAUACCAACAAUAAGCAGACCAUAUGACUCAAUGCGCAGUGGUAUUCAAUUAAACAUGACUCGUGUAAGUGAAAAAGAUGCUCAAAAAGUAGCUUCAUUUUAUCAAAGCAUCGGUACAUUGGUCUAUGUUGGCCGUUCAAUAGCAACAUUAUAUACAAGCGACUUUAAUUCAAUGGCAAAUUUGAAAGACUGGCGAAAAUUGUAUACUGGUAUCCCAAUUUGGUUGUUUAACACUGGCAUGAAUCCAAAACGUGGUCGAAGUAUUCGAUUAAUAAUUAGUGAAAUUGGCAGUUGCUUUACUCUUUGGGAUACAAUUGUAAAUGGUGCAUCGGAUGUUCGUCUACCCAAAGAACGUCAUAUAACAUUAAAAUCAUUAGAAAAAGGCACUGUUUUAGCAUUGAAAUUUGAUGAUCUUAGUGCUACAGAAGAAUUUCAUAAUUAUUUUAGUCGUUUAUCAUCUGAUCCUAGAAAUCAAGAUUUAUUUGACGUAUUUAAUCCAAAACGUCGUUUACCCACAUUUCAGUUGAGAAAAAAGAAAGUAAAAAAAUCGGCCAUUUCAAAACCUACAGAAUUUAGCCACAUAACAAAAGUAGAUGAAAAUGAUCGAGAAAGUUUGUACACGUAUUCUGUUCUUGUUGAAGAUCAUUGA